CGAGUUCCUUCAAUUCCCUAUUUUUUUGGUGCAGAGUUCCUUCCAUAGAAGAUAUUUCAAAGAUAAUAGAUUCGAUCCGAUCCGAGAGCUAUUGGGUCAGUGGGUGAUCCUGCAGCUGGUUUCUUCUUCCACUGUGGACACGACUCUCUAACACCGACUACGACGAUGAUGAACCAACGCCUGGACCUCGGCUGGAACUCGACCGUCUGCUGCUAAACGAUGGAUCUGGCAGACCAAAUCGAUGACUAUAUCUGUUCGUUCGAGGGACUUGGUGACUUAACAAUGGACUCCCUAGCCAUCUUCAUCUUUCUGUGGGCCGUGCUGGCCCUCUUCUCUGUCUGGCUGUGCAAGCUGCUCUACCGCAAGUAUCUCAACAAGGAGAAGACGCCCAGUGCCGCCAACAGUCGCCAGAGCAGCGUGGCCCCCGGGGCGGCCGCUUUGGCCCUCGGCGGCUCCUCCAAGCCGGAGAAGCGACUCUCCGAGCCCAGGGACAUGCUGGCCACCAAGAGCAAAGUCGAGGAUCUCUCCAAGCCUCUGACUGGCGCCUCGGCUGGCCGUGGUCGCUCUUCGGCCUCGCCCCUAAGCGGUGGUGCCGCUGGCGCCGCCGGACCGCGUCGCCGCGUGGUACGCCAGAGCUCCACGGGGCCGGAGAAUCGCAAGAAGCGCUAUGUUCCACCGCCCUCCAAUGUGGUGGGACCCGAAACGAGCUCUGUCACGUGGACCAGCCAAGUGUUCCGCUGGCUGUACAGCGAUCUAGUCAUUGUCAACGAGCUGCUCAUGUCCUGGGUGAUAGCCAUCAACGACUCGCUCCGCAAGUCUGUGGAGGAGCAUGGAGUGGCCGUGGAAGUGGUCCGAGUGCUGCCCGAUAGCCCUGCUCCGGGCCUGAACAACAUCUUCUGCAACUGCGAUGAGAACAAUCCUGCGGAUAUGCUCAUCACGUUCGACUGCGACGCCAUGCCAGUGCUGCAGGUGAAGACCUUCCGCCAGAAGUCGGGCAAGGUGGAGACCUCCCAUUACAAGGUGACCGUGUCGCGAUUCCGCGCCCGCAUGGCCAUCCCCAUGAACUACAACAGUCUCAAGGGCGAGAUGCGUGUCGAGGGCUAUCCUGAUGUGCGCAUUGCGAUGAACAGCGUGGGGGCCAUCAAGCCCAUGGACCAGGACGAACAGCAGCUCCAGACGGUCAUCAGCGACAUCCUGACGACGGCCCUGCGCGACACCGUCUACCCCGUGGACUUCUCCAUCUACUCCACCUGCCCGCGGGCCGAGGUGGAGCCCCUGGAUCUGCCCCACAACAUGGAGCACCAUAUGGGAGGCGUGGGCCUGCGGGACUCGCAGCACAUGGUGUCCGGCAGGCGGCUGCUGGUGAAGAUCGUCAAGGGAGAGGGCCUGAGGGACGCCCACGACCCCUAUGUGGUCAUCGAGAUGGACGAGCCGGCCCAGAAGAACCAGACGGGCACCCAGCGCGGCAGCAGACCCUACUGGGAUGAGCACUUCCUCUUUGAACUCUCCCCGCAGUCUGCAGAGAUUCUCUUCGAGGUGUACGACCAUCCAGUGAUCGCCUCGGAUCCGCCCAAGUUCCUCGGACUCGGCCUGGUCGGCAUCGACGAGCUGGCCGUGGGUCCGGCCUCCACCCAGCUGCUGCAGCUCCAGCCACGGCCCUACGAAACCCAGCCCGUGGCCGGCGCCAUCACCGUGGACUUCGUGUUCAUCGAGGGAGCCGAGAUCCCGGCGGGCGCCCGUCCACAACGCCUCAAGGAGGCCCUGCGCCUCAGCACGCCGGCCAUCAAUGAACACAUCCGCAACGGAGCGGACCUGGCCGACGCCGCGGUCCGCGCUCUGCAGGACGGCGCCCUCUCCGCCACCGGAAACGGGGGCCAGCCCAGCAAGAGCACCCUCAUCAUCCACAGCGUCCAGCGGAACUCGGGCAAUCCGAAUGCAUUUAAGGUCGAGUUGAACAAGGAUGGCCGCAUCGAGGUCUUUGAAUCGCCCACAGAGCUGGACCAGGCCGUGGCCCAGGCCUUCGAGCGGGCCGCCAGCGAGGCAGCGGCCGCCAAGGCCGAGCAGCUCCAGCUGGAGCUCGAGCUGGACCCCGGCACGGAGGUCCAGCCGCUGGCCAGCGGCGGCGGUGGCGGUGGCGACGAGCCGCACAACGAAACAGGUAACGGUAGUGGUACCGCCAACGAGGACAGUACCGCGGAGUUCGGGCAGCCCAACGCAGCCUCCUCGCCCAACGGCAGCGGCUACCACAACAACUACAACCUCAAUGGGAGCAGUGGGCUAGCCGGAAACGGCAGUGGCAAUGGCAACGGCAACGGCAGCUCCAACAUCAAUGGCGGGGGCUACAGCAUGAACAGCCUGCCGCGGAACGGGGCCCAUCUGGGGCAUCUGCAGGCGGGUGAGGGCAUGGACGUGCUGGACGAUCGUGGGCGCAGCAAAAAACGUAAUUUCUUUGGCACCCUGAAGAAGCGGCUCAGCCGCUCCAAGACACGCACCCUCUCGGCAGAUCAGCCCAAUAGCAAUCACAAAUCACUAUCAGCCACCAACUCGAACUACGCCAAUACUACAACAACAUCGACAGGACUACCCCGAACCGCCACCGGAACCCUCAAUGGACCCCGCAUGGGCAUUGGCUCCGCCAUCACCGACCAUUCACGACGCUCUUCAAUUUCAGAAUCCUCGGCCAUCUCAGGUUUCUCCUCGGCCAGCAAUAAGACCUACGUACACGAGGCCUCCACCUUGGUCCUGGAGACCAUCGAGAACGGCGUGAAGCGCCACUUUAUUGUGCCUUUGGCCAUUGCCCAGAGACCGCGCUGGCGCCGCAAGGGCACCAAGCUGCACAUCUACAAUGAUCACACCUUCAUAGCCAAGCAUUUGAGCGGAAGCGGCUUGCAGUGCUCGAUCUGCAUGAAGUCCAUACCUCGGAGGCCGGGCAAGCAGGGAUACGAGUGCCGCGACUGCCAGCUGAUCUGUCACAAGCAGUGUCACAUACGGGCGCCCCAGGCCUGUCCCAAUCCCACGGUGCUCUCCAUGGAACUAACCAAACUUAACUCGGCUGCGGCGGAUCGGAGUAUACGGAAACUGUAAAGAGGCCCCCAAUCCAUCGUCCAUCCCAGCUCCGACGCCGGGGACACUUAAUCGAAUUACUAUGCUUAGAGGGAGGAACACCGGGACACUUCGGCUAUCGAAAUCUUUGAUACAUUAUGUUAUUUAUUUAUACACACACACACACCCACGUGCAAUAAGUUCUUUGGUUUCGUUUUUAACCUUUCUCUGUGUCAACAAGUAGACCCCUUUGAUAUUUUGUAUUUUCUACAAACACGAAUAAUAAUUGUACAAAAUAAGAGCGAA
Messenger RNA from Drosophila persimilis, 3348 nucleotides. RefSeq lists its product as uncharacterized. The coding region runs from base 220 to 3084 and encodes 954 amino acids. NCBI's taxonomy places the organism in Eukaryota, Metazoa, Arthropoda, Insecta, Diptera, Drosophilidae. The transcript is spliced from 15 exons. The record is from RefSeq and is a predicted model, not a curated record.